UUUCGUCGUGGGCCGGAUUCAGCUCGUAGCAGCCGGUCCAGCUGCCCAGGGGCCGAUCCGCCCGUAGAGGUCGGCGACAGCAAACCCGUUUCUCCCCCGUUGUGCUCUGUGUUGGACUGUUGGUCGUCCUGUCCACUGCGCCCACUGCCGUCCGGCGAAGUCGAGCGGAGGCGCGGUGCAGGGAUCGCCGGGAACCGAGGCGGGGGGCGGCCGAGGAGAGCCUGCCGCCGGACUCGCCGAGGAAACGCCCCCCUCCAUGCGGGGGGACUCCCUGAGGGCAACAUCUUCCUUGAAGAGAGCCAACAACCAAGGAGACAGAGCACCAGGAUCAGCAGAGAAAUAUCCAAGAACUCCAAUGGCUGAUGAGUCAUGGAGGCUGCCGAAUUCAGUGCAGCAACUGGCUGCCAACAUGCAAGAACCACCGAGCCAGUACUUGCUCAGAGAGCAAGAACUGCUUGGUGGCAACCUUGCUGGUGCCGAGAUGCCGGAGCCCGUCCCAACAAUCGAUCUUGGCCUGCUGUCUGCAUCCAACGAUCCUGAGGAAGCCGCCAAGCUGCUGUCGGCGCUGAAGACCUGGGGAUUCUUCCAGAUUUCUAACCAUGGAAUGGAGGCCUCUAUGAUGGAUUCUGUGAUGAGCGCAUCAAGGGAAUUUUUUCACCUGCCGCUCGAAGAGAAGAAGAAAUGCAGCAACCUGAUAGAUGGCAAGCAUUUCCAGGUAGAAGGGUAUGGAAAUGACCAGGUGAGGACUCAAGAUCAGAGAUUGGACUGGUCUGAUCGACUGCACCUUAGAGUUGAGCCAGAGGGUGGGAGAAACCUUGCCCAUUGGCCUACACAUCCCAAAUCUUUCAGGGAUAAUCUACAUGAGUAUGCAUUGAAGUGCAAGAGAAUCAAAAGCGACAUCCUUCGGGCAAUGGCCAAGAUUUUGAAGCUUGAUGAAGACUGCCUUGGUAAUCAAUUUAACAGCAACGCCCCCACUUUUGCUAGAUUCAACCACUUCCCUCCAUGUCCAAGACCUGAUCUUGUCCUGGGCAUCAAGCCUCACGCCGAUUUCCCUGCUCUCACGGUUCUCCUCAUGGACAAAGAUGUCGCGGGGCUGCAAUAUCUUAGAGAUGGAACCUGGUACAAUGUUCCAGCUGCGUGUGACCACACCUUGCUGAUCAACAUUGGUCUUACAAUGGAGAUAAUGACCAACGGGAUCUUCAGGGGGCCAAUGCAUAGAGUUGUGACUAAUGCCGAUAAAGAGAGGAUAUCAGUGGCCAUGUUCUAUGGUGUGGAUCCCGAGCAAGAGAUCGGGCCGAUAGCUCAUCUGUUAAGUGUGGAGCAACCGGCACAAUACAGGAAAAUGAAGGCCAAGGACUUGUUAGUGUUGCACCAUGAACAUUACGCUGGAGGCCGAGGACCAAGAAUUGCCGAUGCACUGAAGAUCUAAGUAAGAUGACUGUAGCUCCAUGCUACAGUACCCAUGGAAAGUAAAUAAUUGAUGGCUGUUUGGUUUGUAGUAACAUGCUCUCUGAGCACUUUCAUAUUCUCUUAUCUGCUCAAGUGUCUCCGCCGUUCCUUCUUA
Messenger RNA from Triticum urartu, 1564 nucleotides. Its product is annotated as codeine O-demethylase. The record is from RefSeq and is a predicted model, not a curated record. Lineage: Eukaryota; Viridiplantae; Streptophyta; Magnoliopsida; Poales; Poaceae.